CCCACCAGGGUGCCAUCAUUUGUUGCAAAACUAUAACUCCCAGCAUGCCCGGCUGUUUCCUGGCACCAGAGACCUUAGUCACCUUCAGAGCGGCAGCCAUAGUUUCCUGGGAUCACAUAACUGAUUUGACAUGUUCUAGAGGAAAGAUAAUAAGCAGAAUUGUGAUCACAGCUCUGGAUGUGACCUGUGUAUACAGUUUAACUCACACUAUAUAUAACACAUCUCUUAUCCUUUCUGGUGAAGGUGAAACAAAAUGCUACGAGAAUUUAGGCUGCUUCACCAACGAUUACCCGUAUUGGUCAGUGACUCGGCCGGUCUCCAUCUUUCCACAAUCUCCGGAGUCAAUAAACACCCAGUUCUUUCUGUUCACACAACAAAACACCGACCAAUAUCAGGUCAUCAAACCCCGAGAUCUCUCCUCCCUUCAGCAAUCAUAUUUUAGUAGCAGCAGAAAUUCUGUGUUUAUUAUCCACGGAUACAUGGACCUUGGAGAUGCCCCCUGGGUGGUGGAAAUAUGCCAGGCAAUUUUAGAAAGGGAGGAUGUCAACUGCUUGUGUGUGGACUGGAGCGGAGGAUCUGGUGGCGACUAUUUAAGGACAAUGAACAACGUCCAGGUUGUCGGAGCAGAAAUCGCCUAUCUUAUCAACAGCAUUGUGGAGAAUUAUGGCUGUUCCCUGUCUGCAAUACACAUGAUCGGUCACAGUCUCGGUUGCCAAAUAUGUGGAGAAGCUGGAAAAAGGCAACAGGGGAUUGGAAGAAUAACUUGUCUGGAUGGAGCUCGCCAAGGUUUCGAAGGAGAAUCUACUGAAAUCACUAUUGAUCCUACCGAUGCCGAUUUUGUUGUUUCCCUUCACACAGAUGCAGGUCUGAUUGGGUUUGGGAUGACGACAAAAACUGGUCACAAGGAUUUCUUCCCAAACGGAGGAAAGACAAUGACUGGAUGUGAGAAGAGUCAGCUCCUUAAUGUGAAUGGACUUUCAAACCUUUCCGGCGAGGCUUACAACAACCUCAUCUGUAAUCACCUCUCCGCAUACAACAUGUUCACAUCAUCCAUCCGCAAUCCUGAGGGCUUUAUGGGUUACUGCGCCCCCGACUACAGCUCAUUCCAGAAGGGCGCUGGAUUCCCCUGCUCCGGUGACAGCUGCUCCUUAAUGGGCUACUACACCGAACCCGGAGAAACGUCAUCGUGCCGGACGUACUACCUGAACACCGGACCACUAUCCAAUUAUGAGCGCUGGAGAUACAGAGUGACUGUGCAGACCGGAGGAGACACAAUCAUCUUAGGAUCUAUCAGCGUCACUAUGUAUAACUCUUCUGAAUCCUCCGAUGAACACAAAAUAUACAGUGGACCUGAAGUUGGCGCUGAAUCGUACUCUGCACUCGUUGACGGUCUCUUUCCUCCUCCUAUUGUCCGUGUCACGUUUUCUUGGCACAAUUCCAUUCCACUAUUAAAUCCAACCCUGUGGGCGGAGUCUGUGACCCUGACAUACGGGAAUGAUGGAGCUGAGUACGCGUUCUGUAGUGAUGAGACCACAAGAGGCAACAACCCCCAGACUCUGACCCCGUGCCUAUAACCCACCCACAUGUCAGAGAGGUUGGCACCACAGGAUAAGAAUUCACCUGUCUCAUGUCAAGUUUUUGAUAUCUGAUAUCAACAAAAUAAACUUGAUCUUUAGCUCUUGGAAACAUCACUGACAUAGAGGUCAAUUUACUUUUCCUCCCUGCACUGUGGAUGUUUACUCAAUGUGCUCAAUAAAAGACA
Messenger RNA from Hyla sarda, 1762 nucleotides. Its product is annotated as pancreatic lipase-related protein 2-like. Gene Ontology annotation, biological process: lipid metabolic process. The transcript has 11 exons. Gene Ontology annotation, molecular function: protein binding; triacylglycerol lipase activity. The record is from RefSeq and is a predicted model, not a curated record. Bases 45 to 1574 code for a protein of 509 amino acids. Lineage: Eukaryota; Metazoa; Chordata; Amphibia; Anura; Hylidae.